Messenger RNA from Cheilinus undulatus (humphead wrasse), 946 nucleotides. Its product is annotated as phosphatidylglycerol--prolipoprotein diacylglyceryl transferase-like. The coding region runs from base 405 to 683 and encodes 92 amino acids. The record is from RefSeq and is a predicted model, not a curated record. The transcript has 2 exons. Lineage: Eukaryota; Metazoa; Chordata; Actinopteri; Labriformes; Labridae.
UGUAUUAUUUGCCCUCAUGCUUUGGUGUAGGUACCUCUAUAAUAAUUUAUUUUAUGGGGAAGAAUGUGACACAUGGAAGCACUUUUAAAUAGGUUAUAAAAUAUAUCACAGGUAAACACUGAUAAGGAGAUAUAAAAGGCUUCACUGUUUACCACAUACACCUGGAUUGAGGUCAUCACUAACAAGGUUGGCCUCAUUGAACCUUCUUGAUAGUUUGUAGACAUCAUUCAUUGGAUGGUGAGGUAAAUAAAGCAGGGCUUUUAAACACAGUGACACCAGGCUAACUCUGUUGUUUGUCCUCUCAGCUUGAGAUCAUAGAGGGAACACCUGACUUAGGUGUGACUUCUUAUCACACUGAUGAAGAGGGAAAUGUGGUGUUUGGCCCAAAUACCCCAAAGGAAAAGAUGAAAACACCGGGCAGUGGAGCAAAAACAAAGAAGCAGAAAGAAACUGAGACAGAAUCUCCCUCAAAGGAAAAUGUCAAAGCCAACCUGGAGUUUGAAGAGCAGAAAGAUGAGAAGGUUGUAGAGAAAGCUUCAGAAGAACCCAAAGCUGUGGGUUCAGAGCAAACAGGAGGUGAAAAAUCAGAAGUUGCUGACGAGCCUCUGGCUGCCGACCAAUCAGAUGCCCCUGUGCAGCCUGAAGACACGGCGGAGCCUGAACCAGGAGCUGAAACAGAGUGAAAGGAGAAAAACAGUUUUCACAUUUAUGUUACAAGCUUGGCAUGGGCUUUUUCUAAUAUGAUUGAUGUGUUUCCAUUUAUCAUAACUUAGAAGUGCAUUGCACUUGUUCAUGAUAACUAUUUCUGCCAUGUUGUCAACAUUAAUUAUUAUUAUUAUAAUCUCAUGUACACACAACACUUCACAGACCUCCACAAUCUGACAGUUUACCUGCUUUCUAUUGUCAUAUUUCUUCACUGAUGUAUUUUUGUUCAUACAUACCUGAA